Messenger RNA from Metopolophium dirhodum (rose-grain aphid), 510 nucleotides. RefSeq lists its product as uncharacterized. The record is from RefSeq and is a predicted model, not a curated record. The coding region runs from base 1 to 510 and encodes 169 amino acids. The transcript has 4 exons. NCBI's taxonomy places the organism in Eukaryota, Metazoa, Arthropoda, Insecta, Hemiptera, Aphididae.
AUGCAGUCCCAUCCGGAACUCCAUAAAGGAAAAUUUAGUUCUACGUUCACUAGCAAAAAAUCUAAAUUACUUUGGCAGCAAAUAACUAAUGAACUUAAUUCUAUUGUUGGAGCUACUAAAGAACCAUUAAAAUGGAAAAAAUGUUGGAUAGACUUAAAGAGUAAUGUAAAGACAAAAAGUGUCGAGUACAAAAAAAGUUGUAGAAAGACUGGUGGAGGGGAUAAUGAAAAUGAAAAGACUGAUGAAUGGGAAGAUAAAAUUUUAAAUCUUAUUGGAGAGGUGCCUGUUAAUGGACAUCCAAACACUGCUGAACCGGUUGUGAACUUUGAAGGUUUCGAAAUGGUUGUAGACACUGAAAGACUUGAUGAGUCUAAUGCUGUUUUGUUACCAGCGGCUAGUUAUAGUUUAACUGAAUUUAAAGAAUUAGAUGAACAUAUAAACAGGGAAGAUAUUAGUGAUAUUAACUUACCUGAUCAAGAAAAUAGAAGCCACUUUAACGCUAUUUCCUAG